Molecule: messenger RNA, 1330 nt
Organism: Scleropages formosus (Asian bonytongue)
Lineage: Eukaryota; Metazoa; Chordata; Actinopteri; Osteoglossiformes; Osteoglossidae
Gene: mrpl39
Product: mitochondrial ribosomal protein L39
Exons: 10
Coding region: 147-1199 (350 amino acids)
Cellular component (GO): mitochondrion
Molecular function (GO): RNA binding; nucleotide binding
Source: RefSeq, a predicted model, not a curated record
UUCCUCACGGAUACAUUUUACGGGUGCACAAAGCCGGAAGACAUCCUCGCGGUGCAUGGGCUGAUCAAACCUACUCGGUUCGCAUUGGGGAGAGUCGCCCAGGUGUCCGGCCGCACAGCGAGGUUUCAGCCAGUGUAGCGGGGAGGAUGGCUUGUUCGUCUGUGUGCGGAGCGCUUCUCCUGCGCCGGAUGGUGUCCAGCGCGGCUGCGACCCGACUGUCGACCGCGGAACUGCGUGGCCUGAGAAAUGAUCUGUUCUCCAAGGAACAGGCAAGGCAGCGGGCGCUGAUUACGCGCACGGAGAAGAUCGAGGUAACGCUGGAGGUCCCGGGCCACCAGGGGACCCUGCUCAUCAUGAACAAGGGACUGUCCACACCACGCUGCUGUGCUCGGCACCUGACAGAGUGGCACGUGAACAGCUCUGCUCUGGCCCUGGUGGAUGGAGAGCCCUGGCCAAUGCACCGCCCCCUCACUCAAAACUGCUCCCUUGCUCUGCUCCACUUCAAGAUGGAGGAUCCCCAUCAUGUUAACAAGGCUUACUGGCGGUCCUGUGCUGCCCUCCUGGGUCAAGUGCUGCAGAAUGCCUUUAAAGAAGAGUUCAGUGUGGAACUGCUGACAAGUCCAGAGGUGCCAGUGACAUCAGGGGCAUUUUGUUGUGAUCUGGUCCUGGACAGUCAGUUGGACAGCUGGGUUCCCUCUGAGGAGGCCCUUCGCUCUCUAACACGUGAUGCCCAUCAACUGAUCCAGCAGAACUUGCCUUGGGAACCACUGCAAGUUUCACCCUCAUUUGCCAUAAAGAUCUUCUCUCACAGCAGUUAUAAACAGAAAGAGGUGGAGGAGAGAGCAGCAGAGAGUGCCAGUGGUUUAGUGACAUUGUACAGGUGUGGGGACCAUGUGUUUGUGAGUGGGGGCCACCUGGUAGCCAGGACAGGGCUGUGCUCUCAGUAUGACGUCACUGCAAUUCAUAACCUGGGUCAGACAGAGCUGGGACUCCUUCGCAGAGCACAGGGUCUCUCUCUUCCUGUGCAGCUUGAGGCCCAUCACACGGUGUGGAGGAAGCUCAGGGGGAGAGCUGAACGACUGGUGGGAAUACCCCCAACCCUUUCCUCUGAAGCCAAGUCCCCACUCCCUGAUGCUUCAGCAGUGCAAGCUGGUGCUGAAGUAGACCCAUCCAAGGCAUCUCCCUUCCCACAGCAGUGACCUGUUAGAAUGAAGAGAAGAGCAGAAUUUGACUUCAGUUUUUUUUUUUGUAUAUACAUCUGCCCAGUGAGACAAAAACAUUCAUAAAUGAACUUUGUAUUAUUUUGGUGAAUACAUAUUAUGUAAAAUAA